AUCACUUUUUUCUCUGAUAUGAAGAGUGGCCUGACAUGUUUCUAAUUCAGAAAUGACAGAAAACAAACAAAAUAUGUGUUACCUAGUCAAAGUAUUGUCUCAAUACUCUUUAAGGCUAGCUGAUAAACCUCUCUUUCUUGAGUUCUACACUGUCUCAUUUUUGCAAAUCCAACCAUUCUGUUACGUCAUCAUUCCAUGAAGGAAUCCCAUGAGAUUGCACUAACCAUUCCCAAAAGUCAAUGUGCGCCUUGCCCUUGUCAAUGGCAGACGUGUACCUUUGAGUUCUGCUCAAAAAUAUCUGUGAAAUCCGCUCUCAUCCGACUCAUCAUUACUGUUUUCAAGUCAAACUUGGCAAGAUGUCAGAAGACACAAGUACUGCAGCGGAUUUAAGCACAUUUUGGAGGAAAUCUCCAAAGGAGAGCCCUCUCAAGCUUCAAAUACGGUAAACACUCGCCCACGUGGCACUACAGGGAAGGAUACAGGGACCAAGGAAGGUCUUCGCUCUGAUUCUAAGGGGAAAAAGAGCACCAAAUUUCUCCUGCUCCUGCAGUGACAAAGCCACUGGCUUCAUCAUCACAAUCACAUCAGCCACUGGGUACUACACCGUCCUCCAACAACCAAGUUCCUAUCUCUGGUCUGAAUGAACUGAAGAUGCUCCAACAGGAGUCCAUUUCUUCUAUGAAUCAGAUGCUUACAAACCUGACAAAAUUGCUAACACAGGCUAUCAGCAAAAAUUCAAACACCACUGGUGUAAAGAGGAAAGCUCAAGAGUGACCUAUCAGACUCAGAAUCUGAAGAUGGUCUGGACAAUGGUGAAAGUGUUGACCUAGACAACUCUGUCCAAAAUUUGCUUGACCUGGGGGAUAAGUCCCAAAAGAAUCCAGCUGAGGGCCAGGAAAAAAGCAAGCACAGGGACAAAGUCCUGGAGGACAUGUCAAAAUUCCUCGAUGAAAAUGACACUGUCAGUGAAAAUGCUGAGGACAGCCUUGCAGAUUUGGUGGAUAAAAUGCUAAAUAAAUAAAUGAAUAAAAGACCCAGCUUAAAAAAUUUAAUAGACCACAAAACUGUAAAAAUCUGAUCAGCACUAAAGUGAACACACAAGUUUGGUCAAAAUUGAGAACUGCUACCAAAACAAGGGACCUAACAAUGCAGAAACUAGAAAAUGUUUUGCUAAAGAGCAUGGUUCCUAUGAUCAGAACUACUGAGACUUUGCUUAAAAGCAGAGAAAAAGCUGAACCCAUCAGCACUGAUGGAGCUAAAGGUCUCCUCCAGUUGCUCCUUGAUGCAAUGACUAUUGUAGGUCAUGCCACUAAAGACUGAAGUAAAUGCUAUCAGAAGGGAUCUGAUUAAACCUGACCUCGACAAACAAUGCAGCCAGCUUUGUAGUAGUCAGAUACCUGUUACAAAGGCCAGAGGGACAAAAACCCUUACAAGAAAAAACGGACCAGCAUCAAGCAGUAGGAAAAACUCAAGAACUACCUUUUCAGAUUCAACCAGGAUGCGUGUUUCGCUUACAGUAUCAAAAGCAGAUAAAAUAGUGAAGUGCUGUAGUUCUAAACUUCUGAUAAGCCCUUUGGCAAGCAUUAGAGAGGUAGCCCAAUUGGUGGGCUUGAUGGUUGCAUACUCCCAUGGGGUAAUGUAUGCCCCACUUUUCUAUUAUGAUCUUGAUAGGGAAAAAACCCAAGCUCUUAAGAUAAACAAAGGUGAUUUUGAUGCCAGCAUGAUCAUAUCUGGCUCAGCAAGAGCUGACCUGAAUUGGUGGAUUGCAAAUGUACACUCGUCAAUCAAUCCUCUAGAUCAUCAUUCCCCUAAUGUCAUUGUAUAUUCAGAUGCAUCUCUGACUGGUUGGGGAGGGGUAUGCAAUGGCAAUACUGCAAGAGGCAUGUGGUCUGACAAUGAGAAAGACCACCACAUUAAUUAUCUAGAGAUAUUUGCCUGUUUUCUCUCUUUAAAGUCACUUUGCUCAACCCAGUCACAUGUCCAUAUUCAAUGCAUGAUUGAUAACACAACAGCCAUAGCUUACAUAAACAAAAUGGGAGGAAAAAUGCAAAAAUGUAAUGAAAUCACUAAACAGUUAUGGCUCUGGUGUAUGGACAGAAAUAUAUGGCUGUCAGCGGCACAUGUUCCAGGGAAAGAGAAUACAGUUGCUGACAGGGAAAGCAGAAUAAGUACAAACUCUGACCUUGAAUGGCAACUAAAUCCCCAGAUUUUUAUUCCAUUGUAUCACAGUGGGGUAAACCCGAGGUGGACUUAUUUGCUUCCAGAAAAAAUCAUCAGAUAAAGCCAUAUGUUUCUUGGAAACCAGACCCUGAUGCCAUUGCCAUAGAUUCUUUUUCUAUGAGCUGGGAAAACCAGGUUAUUUUUAUGUUUCCUCCUUUUGCUUUGAUCUACAGGAUUCUCAAGAAAAUAGAUGACGACAAAACAAAAGGAAUUAUCAUAAUCCCACUCUGGACAACAUAAGUCUGGUUUCCGCGCCACGUAAAGUUGUUAAUCAAGCCUCCCCUUUUAUUGCCUCAGACAAAGAAAACUCUCAUUUUACCAACAUACAAAAUGGCUGCACACCCACUAAUCACCAAGAUGAAGAUGUUAGCUUGUUACUUAUCAGGGAUUCCAUCAGAACCAAGGGAAUUCCAGAGGGGCCUGCAAACAUCAUUCUGUAGUCAUGGAGAGAAGGUACCAGGAAACAGUACUCUGUCUAUUUGUCCAGAUGGAUUUGAUACUGCACUGAAAGGAACAUUGAUCCCCUUAGAGAAAAUCAAUUUGAAGCUCUAGAAUUUCUGACUACCUUGUUUAAUCAAGGUAUUGGCUACAGUGCUAUCAGCACAGCUUGUUUGGCAUUGUCUCAAAUACUUAUCAUGCCAGGGGACACUACAUUAGGAGAACUUCCUCUUGUCAAACAGUUCUUUAAAGGUGUUUUCCAGCUGAGGCCAGCAUUACCAAGGAACAUUGUCACAUGGGACCCUUCCAUUUUACUUUAUUAUUUGAAAACCCUUGAACCUUUGGAAAAAAUUUCUCUAAAAGAUUUAACCCCUAAGCUCACUGCUUUGAUUGCUAUACUCUCAAGUCAAAGACAACAAACUAUCCAUUUCUUGGACAUUCGCAACAUGGAACUUACUCCUUCUAUUGUUAAAAUUACUGUUGGUGAUAAACUCAAGAAUACGAAACCAGGAAAGCAUAUCCAUUAAUUGGAAUUACCAGCUUACCCUCAUGACAUGAGGAUUUGUAUUGUUACCGUUAUGCAAGAAUAUUUACAACGUACUGAAACCCUAAGAGGGAACUGUACUCAUUUGUUAGUUAGUUUUGUCAGACCUUAUGGUCAAGUUAGUAAGAAUACCAUUGCACGUUGGAUAAAGUCAGCAAAGGGAGCUGCUGGAAUCGAUCUCAAGAGGGUCACACCCCACAGCACCUGGUCCAGCUCAACCAGUGCCGCAACCAGGAAGGGGGUUUCUAUAGACACUAUUUGCAAAACUGCUGGUUGGUCCUCCAGCAGAGCCUUUGCAAAGUUCUAUAACAAACCUAUUCGCAAUGCUGGACAACUAGCUCAUAGUAUUCUGUCUUAAGUAAAGUUUGUUUACUUUGCAUAACGCUGUGGAUCACUCACAAAUAAAACUCUAAAGUUCUCAUGGGAUUCCUUCACGGAAUGAUGACGUAACAGAAUUAGAAAGUUAAACAAGACUUACUUGGAAGUUGAAGUUUGACUGAGAUUCUGUGAAGUCUUCAUGAAGUGAAAGGAAUCACAUGCCCACCCAUCUUCUACUGAAGCAAGUUAUACAAUCAAAAUUCCCCCCCCAUGGGGAUUUCUUAUUAUUUGUUUGCAUCCACUUUAAAAAAUUGACUUUUGGGAAUGGUUAGUGCAAUCUCAUGUGAUUCCUUUCACUUCAUGAUGACCACAGAAUCUCAGUCAAACUUCAACUUCCAAGUAAAUCUCGUUUAACUUUCUAAUUUUGACUUUUCUGUGCUAGAGCACUAAUGCAAGAAACAUCAAGUUUAUAAAUUCUUUAUAGUGGUCAAUUUACAUUUAUUUAUUAACUCAGUUGAUAAGUCAAAUUAUCUUUCAAUAUCCACCAUUGAUGUAGCACCACAUUUCUUAGAUACUUGCAGCCUUUGAACAUAAGAUAGUCAAAUUUGUCUGCAACUGAACUUGAAAGUCAUCAGAACAAUUUGUAUAGGAAUUGCUUUAUAAACUAAACCCAGUCUUCUUUCCCAAUAGCAAUGGUAAUUUAGCUUUUUUUAAUACUGGUAAUUAAUGUUUUUCUAUUAUUACUGUACAAAUCUGGGAGGGGCCUCCACCAGCCUCCAUGUAAUAGUAAUCAGGAACAUGAAGGGAGGGCCUCCAUGUAAUGGUAAUCAGGAACAUGAAGGUAAUAAUGGUAUCAAAGACACUGGUAAUUAUGAUGUGAGUUCUGGGAUGCCUCUUAAUGUUCAUGUGCUUGAAU
This is a messenger RNA of Stylophora pistillata, 4436 nucleotides long. RefSeq lists its product as uncharacterized. NCBI's taxonomy places the organism in Eukaryota, Metazoa, Cnidaria, Anthozoa, Scleractinia, Pocilloporidae. The record is from RefSeq and is a predicted model, not a curated record.